Messenger RNA from Rhodotorula toruloides NP11, 2316 nucleotides. Its product is annotated as peroxisomal membrane protein. Bases 1 to 2316 code for a protein of 771 amino acids. The transcript has 5 exons. The record is from RefSeq and is a predicted model, not a curated record. NCBI's taxonomy places the organism in Eukaryota, Fungi, Basidiomycota, Microbotryomycetes, Sporidiobolales, Sporidiobolaceae.
AUGGCUGCUCAAGACCCGUCGCUGCUGCUACAGGACUUGCUGUCGCCUGCUUCUCCCUCUCUCGAUCCACGCCAACUCGCCCGCCUCGUCUCAUACCACCUCUCGACCCUCCCGCUCGCACGCCCCCACCUCGCCUUCAUCUCGCUCAUCGCGCGCUACACAGCUCUCAGUCCAGCGAUUUGGGACUCGCCAGACUUGUCAGGAUGGGACAAACACCAGCUUGUGUACGAGGCAGUCAGGCAGGGAGUCUUGUUGCGGCUCGACGGGGUUGCCCGGCCGCCAACCCCCGAGGAGCCGGUUGCGUCCACUUCCAAGCGCGCGAAGGACAGCGGCGGGUGGAGCGCGCGUCGGACAGUACAGACGUUCGUAGCCGAGCUUUUCGCGGGUGUCUGGGCGGACUCGAGCGCGGCGCACGAGCAGGAGGAGGGCGUGAGGCCGCUUGCGAGGCUCACGCUUUGUUCGGGCGCAUUGGCGGCACUGCAGGAGUGGAAGAGGAGGAAGGAGAAGCUGUGGGUCGGAGGCGCGGGCGGGCUUGGGAGGGCGGAGAAGGAGACGGGAAGGGCUUGGGCGGAAUGGGUGCAGCGAGGCGGCAAGGGCACGGCUGACGAAGCGCUCGCGAAAAUGUUGGCUUGGCUCGCUGCGCAGACCAUCCCGUUCGUCCACCCAGAAAUGCUGGCUGCAGAUUGGCCUACCGCCGCUCUCCUCAACCACCUCUCCGACUCCUUCUCGGCCGUCUUCGCAGGCGGAUACGCCUUCUCUACCCCUCCUCUUUCCGCCGACCUCGCAGAAACCGCCGACGGACUCGCAUGGAACACGCCGUCACCGUCGCAUACGCACGUCACGGCUCUCACCCAAGCACCGCUCUUCGUCAACCUCGGACCGUUGUCGCGCGCGAUCGGCCGGACACUUGAAGCGACCGCCUUGACGGCCCGGUCGAGCGACACCUCCGUCGCCCAAUCGUCACUCGCAGCGUUCCACCGUCUCUCAACGACACUUCUAUCCGUCGCCUGCUCGCUCUCAGACGGCUGGUCUGCCACGCUUUGGUCCGAUAUCACCGACGACUCGUCCCUCUCGCCCUCGACCCGUUCCGAGACCGCUCCCUGGACCCUCCUCAAGUCACUCCUCUUCGCCCAAACACUCGUCUACUCAUCCCUCCUCGAAGUCGUCACCUCCUCCUCCGCCUCAGAGGCCGGCGAACCCACCCAAGUCCAGCGCCAACUCGCGAGUGACGCCGUCCGCGCACUGGGCAAGACGUACUUUGUUGCGCUCAAGUUUGGUCAGGGAGGGUUUAAGGCUUGGAGGGCGGUGUUGGCGGGACUGGUGGAGGUCGUUGCGGCGCCGAGCGCUGGUUCGACGGCCGAACGGAACGGGAAGAAACCCGUCACGCAGGCAGAGACACUUGUGCGGUCGCUACAGGUCGCGAAGGGUACAGGUGAGGGCGGGCGGCAUGUGCGGGCGGUCGAGAGGGCUGAAGCGACGUUCUGGCUCAACACGGCGGAGCAGGUGAUGGGCGAGCUCGGCGACGAUUACGUCGAGGAGACUGUGCUUCCAGGUUGCAGACCAUACCUGGACGACGUGACUUUCCGCGACACCUUCGAGGCCGCACAUUCCGUCAUGCUCGCCGUCUUCUCGAACACUAAGCGAUGCGUCACAGAGGUCGCGCCGUGGUACACCACCCUACUGCUGAAGAUCUACCCUAGCCUGCUCUCGCCAACUCAACUCCGCUUCGCCUUCUCGACGACUGUCGGCGCAGUCUCGAGUACGGAUGACGCGCUCGCGUGGUGGUGCGUUGAGGAGCUGCUCGCCCGCCUCGACGCCCUGCCCGCCUCGACCGAAGGGCCCGCCUCGGAAGCAAAGCCGAUGCCUGUACCCUCAACCGACGACCUCGCCAAAGCCGGAGACACUCCACCGGCAACCGAGGAGAACACCGUCACGCCCCUCGAGACCCGCGCCAUGACGCUUCCCCGCGGCGCUUACCUCCUCACCCUCAUCGCCCUCCUCCCCUCCGUCAACCUCGUCCUCUUCUCCCCACUUCUCUCGCACAUUCAGCGCCUGGUCCGCCAAGAACCUGUCAACAGCGACGGGAGGAACGCGCUCGUCGAGGCGACGUUUGAGCAGCUUGGCGCGGGUAUGGAUGCGGUCAAGAGGAAAGAGGCGACGGAGUGGUGGUUGCGACGAGGCAGGGCACUCGUCUCGGGAGGAGCGCUGCACCAGGAUGCCGACAUGCGGGGGCUUGAAGGACUCGGAGAAGCUGGGGAGACGGAGAGACUGGAGGAUGUUGAGGAAGUCGGAGACGCAUCGGCGGCGAAGCUGUAG